AUGUAUCGAUACCAACCAGCCGGUAAAGAUGACCCUCCCAAGCGGCCCUCUCGGCUUAUCUCCCGAAAGGAAAGAAUUGAAGGCGUACAAAAAAAAAGUCAAAGCCUUCCUGUUAUAAAAACGCCUCUCGAAGAGCUCCGUCUAGUACACGACAACGCUGUUGCAGCCUCACUAGCACAUGGCAGCGCAAGUUCGUCGCCUGAUGACGAAGCCUUUGAGCUAGCACCCAGAUGUGUUGCUGAAAAGAACUGCAUUUCUGAUUCUCAGACUCCAUCGUUGACGCCUAGGGUGGAAUCGGUUCGUCUUUCUAGUCUUGUCAAGUGUCCAUCGUCCACCAGCUUGAAUCGACCUCUGAGUUUUGCAACAGAGCAACUGCUACGUCAGACCAGUUGCGUGAGUACAGGCAGCCUCAAGUCCCUCAGUGAUGUAACCAAUGGUAGUUAUGCCAAGAAAGCUCAUCAACUGUCUCUCUGCAAAAACGGAGCCCCCAACUGGUUCAACAUGCUGUGUUACCGAGGUACACCACUCUUGGACAGCUUCAGGCAUGUCAGAAUUUCAAGAUGGAGCUGGAUGGCGCACCGGCGCUACCCGAAGCGGGAGCUUGCGAAGCCACCAGAAGUGCCGCCGCUUGUCCCGGAAGGAGGUCGUCUGCUGCGCUACGCGGUACGCGCGACGCGAGUUAUGCCGGCGAGAUAUCUGGUUGGAAACGUCAGUGGCAAGUGGUCACAGCUUGGUGAAGAACUAAACCGUUACUUCCCAGACAGAAAGGUCAAUGUAUUUGUGGCUACGUGGAACAUGAAUGGAAUGCUGCCGCCUGCUUCGGCAAACCGCACGCCAGUUCCGGUGGGAACAAACUACCCCAUCUGGCAACCUGGAAUCGCGGCACCAGGUGGUGGCACAGACGGCGCGGGACUCAUAAGCCAGCCAGGAGCCGUCCACUUCGGGCACGACAUCGCGCCAAGCAUACCAAGCUUACGAUGGUUGCUCUUACAG
Messenger RNA from Rhipicephalus microplus (southern cattle tick), 993 nucleotides. RefSeq names its product inositol polyphosphate 5-phosphatase E-like. Gene Ontology annotation, molecular function: phosphatase activity. Lineage: Eukaryota; Metazoa; Arthropoda; Arachnida; Ixodida; Ixodidae. Gene Ontology annotation, biological process: phosphatidylinositol dephosphorylation. The record is from RefSeq and is a predicted model, not a curated record.